Strongylocentrotus purpuratus (purple sea urchin) is the source of this 2026-nucleotide messenger RNA. RefSeq lists its product as uncharacterized. Bases 347 to 2005 code for a protein of 552 amino acids. The record is from RefSeq and is a predicted model, not a curated record. Lineage: Eukaryota; Metazoa; Echinodermata; Echinoidea; Camarodonta; Strongylocentrotidae. The transcript has 10 exons.
CUCAAUAGCCUUAGCAACGACAGUUUAGUGAAGUUGAUUGUACGUGCGCGUACGUGCUCCGUAUACAUCUCUGUGCAAAAGGAGCAUUAACAAUUCACCCUGGUCCCAUAUGCAAAAAACGAAGCUGGUGUGAAGCAGAAUAACAGAAGUUUUAAUUUCUCUUAACGUUUUUCGAGGAGUGUCAAAAUGUAGACUUCAGGACAUGUUGAAUUCUAAAAGAUUGUAAAAGUGGAUUAUAAAGUUAAAGGAUAAGUGUGUGGACAAUCAAACAAACAAAUAAGCGUCUGUCAAACGAGCUGCUGUUAGAAUUCUUUGAACAACUCUUUUGAUACCGGGAAGCCCAAACAUGUCUCGGGCGACGGUGUCCAAGUCCAGGGCUGAAAAGGCCAAGGACAAGGACAAAGACAGGGGAGGAAGUACAUCGGUACCGGUACCACCGGUCAACUCAGACGUGAUACCGGGAAGAUUCACAGAAACUGAUUGGAAUUCUAUGCUUGAUAAAGAGGAUGGGGAGGAUUUCGUUAUUGAUAUUGUUUCAAACAUUGUCGACUCUGCCCUGACUGUUAUCUACGACAACUAUAUACAGAAACAGCUCCACCCCUAUGUAGUUACACAGGCCAGAGAUGCGAUACUUCAAAUCAUUGAGUGGCAGUUUCUUGCUCGAGAUGAAGGAGAGACACAACCAGAGAAUGAUGCAACAUGGCUAGAAGAAGAUGAGCCCAUGCCCUGCGUACCCGAUGCCUGGGCCCAGGGUUCCGUUCCCCAGAAGAACCGACCACUCAUGUCCCCUCUGCUCUCGGAGCCAGGCACGGACAUCACCGACGUGACCGGCAUGUCCCACCAUGUCAUCCUUGAGGACGUUGUCUGCGAGUCGCACGCCGAUAUCGAGCUUGCAGAUGGAGAGGAGGAAGGAGGAGAGGAAGAUAAGGAAGUGGAUGGGGAGGAGGAGAAGGAAGAGGGAGGGGAUCAGACCGAAGAUGUGUCAGAGAGAUUGGCAAACGCAGAGCAAGAGGAAGCGGAACCAAAGAGUGAAGAGGUCAUCAUAGAGGAGACUAAGGUAUUGAACCGGAUCUUCUUCUCAAUUUUUAUUUUCUUCCCGCAUAUCCAGGCGAAACAAGAGGCCCACCGUCCACGUAAGCCAAAGUUCAAACCCCACAAGGGCCGGGUACGCUCGGCAGGGCUGAGAGACAUGCACAAGUCCUUGGACGAGAUGGAGAGGGAGGUGCUGGAGGCAGAACGGAAGGCCAGCGAGCCCAAAGUCGUCAGGGACUCCAUCUUGGAUCACAUGCCAUCAUCAUGCCAUUCGAUACUCAAGGUUCAAGCUGGCAGACCACCAGGUAGCAAAGAUGUCAGUUAUGAUGACAGGGGCAACGUUAUAUCGGUCGUUCGACUGGACCCUGACAAGCUGCCGUCACACAGAGUGAGGACGCAGUAUGCAGUGGUGGACCCUGCGGUGGAGGCGGCCCACGCCCGUCUGGUCGCCAUGAGAACGGGUCGCUACAUCUCCCAACAGAAGACCGAGAUGGCCAAGCAACAGGCAGAGGUCAGAGCCAUGACAAAGAGCCGUGGUAUACCUACAUCGGACGGCACUAAGACUGGUGUAAAACCUUUGAAGACAGCAGCAAGCCUCGCUACUUUAGCCAGCAGUCACCACUCACAUGGCACCAAACACAUGGAUUACGCGGCAGUACCCGGCGGCAUCUCACCACUUCCUCCACCCCUGAUUGAAUCCAUGGAGCUAUCACCGGGCGUGGUCGUGAAGGAGGGCAACCGGGUCAAGCGAGGCCCCAAGCCCCAGGCACGCUACCACGACUCCAUCACCUCGGCCAAACUCCGCUCACUCCGCCCCGUCCACCAGUUAGACAUGAGGGACGCCCAGCUGGCCGUGGCCGAUAUCAUCAAUGCAAAGGGCCCCCUGCUCCGCGCACUUCCAGUCAACGAACCCAUCCCGCCCAUAGCAACCCGUCCGACCCCGCCCCCUCCCAAGUCCUUACAAAUGGCUUGAUCGAAAUGAACAAUUAUGGGA